This is a messenger RNA of Mycena citricolor, 1849 nucleotides long. NCBI's taxonomy places the organism in Eukaryota, Fungi, Basidiomycota, Agaricomycetes, Agaricales, Mycenaceae. The record is from the annotation of a GenBank genome assembly.
UGAAACUCUAAAUAAGCUGAGCGCUAUUGUGGACACCACAUGGAACGUGAUGAGUGACGAGCUGUCACAUCACAAGGAUCAGGGUGACCCUCAUCUUCAUAAUCCGACCAUUAGCCCCGUCGAGUUCACCAACGAAAAGCGUUCCUUCUAUCUGACUCGUGAGACGUCCAGCAAAUAUGUCUCUUCUACGGCGAUGCCAUCCCAUCUGUCCAAUUCGACUUCUCGAAGCCCAGAGUGUCGCAUCGCAGGACUCGGAGAAGGCCUUAGCAUUCUCGCUGGCCGUCACGGCCAACGCUUAGUCUCCAUGGCCAAAUUCACAGACUGGAAGUGUCUGAUUUGCGGCAACUUCCACGCUGCUGUCCACCCGUACAGUCACAAGCCUUCUUCAGUGCGCUCAGCCCGUCAAAGACUUGGUCGCUCAAUCAUGCACUGGCCUAUUUCCUCUCCCUUCUUGCUAUCGUUCUAUCAACGAAAAGUCCUUGGGCCAUUGCUUUCAUCAUCACGAUCGAUUCAGACGACUCAAUCGACAUCGAUCAUCCGACCCUCGUCCUCCGAGCCUGCUAUCCAACACGGACGGAUGACUGACGCCCCUCUGUCAAAAAAACUGCGGCUUCGACACAGUGCGGCCUUUGUUCGUGAAGCUGGCCAACUGCCAGAGCCUCCGAAAGAUGAUGCGUCAAGCAUUGAAGUGUCGCUCAAGAGGUGGAUGAGAAUUCAACGACAUUCCACGACCGAGGCCGCUCGAGCCUGAAUACCCACCGUUCCUACAUGUUUUUGUCCCCAUAUCAAGUCGUGCGAUGCGCCGCUCAAUCCAUCUGAAACCAGCAAGAGGUCCGAGUUUCAAGUAUUUGGGGUGGAGAUUUGUGACGAUGCGACAACUGUGCGCCAAGGAACUCUCUGACUGAAAAUCGAUAGAGACGCGAAUGUAUGGCUCUUCGAAUCCGAUUUGUACGUCUAUGACCUAGGCUGGGAUAACCUCUCUGUUGACGAUUCCACAUGGCUCCUUGGGUUAGUCUUCCAGCACCACGAUAUGCGGCAAGCGACCUUGGCGGAGCUUGUGCGGAGAGCCAGGUCGCACCGGAUCGGAGUCGGUGGGCGAGAUGCGUCGGAAGCAGAAUCAAGGGCCGUCGAUCACCGACGCUCAAGACCUCAGAUCCAACUCAGUUAAUGCACAUGGAGCUCGGGAGGAUAUCAAUCCUGAAGAAGAAUGUAGAGCCAGUUGGAUGAUCUUCGCGGGCUUCCUUGGGUCUGCCUGACCGCUAACACUACAUCCCGCUCGACUCAUCAUGCGUGCACCCCCGUACAAAUCCCGCUCAAGUCCUCCAUGUGGUUUACAGUAACAACUGGUUUGGUUCGUGCGCUGAAAGAACCGAUCACUCGUACGCUUCAGAGACUGGAUUGCGAAUCAGAAGGCUGCCCGCGUCUGGGCCAUGAUUACUUCUGGAAAUUCCGCCGUCCUUAUUCGAGGACUUGGUCAGUACUGUCGAAUGUAGGGACUGGCGUCGAUGCCUGAUUUGAGUAAACACUGGAUAUCGAUAUAGCCUCCGUGGUAUCAUUACCUGCCUUUCGCAUAUCCCAGUCGAAAACGUAGAACCUCCAUGUAGCAUUCUCGAACCGUAGCGCGCGUGUGGUGAAACGCCAACAGGAGUUUGCGAAGCAUGCAGGGGCAACUAAAUCCCACGACAGCCGGUGCACAACAGCCGCGGCGCUAUGUCCCUCCGUCUGCUCCUAAGAACCAAUAAAAAAUCGACCAUCUGCCGCUGCAAGACGGCCCCCGAUACUUUGAAUGGAUUUACCGGUUAUUACCGAAAGUUGAGCGACUGCAAGUCAUUCGCAUCACGACUUCUUU